AUGCACGGCAAGUGGACCGACGAGGAGGACUUCGCCAUCGUGGCCCUUCGCCUGGGGACAAACCUGAGCUGGGAGGGCAUCAAAGCCAAGUUCGACGCUGCCUUCCCGCCAGCCAACUGCAAGGACCUCGAGUCCCGUUGGAACAAGACGCUCAGGCCGACACUGUCCCCGGGCCUAAGCAACCGUAUUGCCUGCGCCUUCGACGACUACAGGCACUACCGACCGCGCCACAUCGAAGAUGGCGAACAGAGGAGACUGGUGCUCGGCGUUCUGCGAGCGCUGGCGGACCAUCCAGCCGAACGGAUCGUCCCGCCGCACCCAGAAGAACUCGAGUCGUCUGGAGAAAUCCAGCCAGCGGCCGCUGCCCCAGCCUUGCAGCCAUCGGGCUCGGCUACUCAGCUGUCUGCGCCCCCCCAGCAGCCAUCCGCCCCUGAGCAGCAGCAACAGCAGCCAACCGACCCUGCUCAGGGCACUGGGGCCUCGGGCCAGCAGCAGCAUGGCAGCGGCCCGACCAGCACAACGGCUCCCGACAGCCCGUUGUUCGUUCCACAGGAUGACAACAAUGUCGACGUCGCUGACAGUGCCGACAACACCACCGCCGCCGCCGCCGAUGCCUCUGCCGCCAAUACCACCACCACUACCACCACUGAAGAGGCCGGCGCCAACAGCACUGUCGCCGUCGACACGCAGACGUAUCCGCAGUCCUUGCUGCAGCAGCGUGUCGAGCAGAGCCCGCCUGACCAGCCAAUGCUCGACAUCAACGCUGCCGUUCCGCCGCCGCCGCCAUCGCCAACCCCCCAGCAGCAGCAGCAGACUCCGCAGCAGCCUAGCUCAGACCUGGGCCCGGUCGUUGUUGACCCAAACAUCGACCCCCAGCUCUACGGAUACCAGUGA
Molecule: messenger RNA, 894 nt
Organism: Trichophyton benhamiae CBS 112371
Lineage: Eukaryota; Fungi; Ascomycota; Eurotiomycetes; Onygenales; Arthrodermataceae
Exons: 2
Coding region: 1-894 (297 amino acids)
Source: RefSeq, a predicted model, not a curated record